UAAUAAAAAAAGUUGGACUUAUGAACUCUGGAUGAGUUGGUAUUAGUAAUUAAUAGAAUCCCUCAUCCUCAAGGGAGAUUUGAGUUGGUUGAUUGAAACUUGAAGAUUAGUUUAACUGGGACAGAGUAAAAGUAUCCAGAUUGUUAGUACUUUGUCUUCCAUUACAUACAUUUAAAUAUAAUAUAAUAAAAAUGGCACGAGUUCUUGUUGGUGUUAAAAGAGUAAUUGAUUAUGCAGUAAAGAUACGUGUGAAACCAGAUAAGACGGGAGUAGUAACCGAUGGGGUUAAACAUUCAAUGAACCCGUUCGAUGAGAUAGCAGUUGAGGAAGCUGUUAGAAUGAAGGAAAAGAAACUGGCUCAAGAAGUGAUAGCUGUCAGCUGUGGACCUGCUCAAGCACAGGAAACUCUGAGGACUGCUCUGGCCAUGGGCGCAGACCGAGGAAUCCACGUCGAGGUCUCGGGUCCAGAGUACGAAACCCUCCAGCCUCUUCAUGUCUCAAAGAUACUCGCCAAGUUGGCGCAAGAUGAGAAGGCAGAUCUUGUUAUUGUUGGUAAGCAAGCUAUUGAUGACGACUGCAACCAGACUGCCCAGAUGACUGCUGGUAUUUUGGACUGGCCUACGGGAACAUUCUGCAGCAAAAUCGAACAUGGACAGGGUGAGCUGACUAUCACUAGAGAAAUUGAUGGAGGUCUAGAGACUAUUAAAGUCAAGACACCGGCUGUCCUCAGCGCAGAUUUACGUUUGAAUGAACCUCGCUAUGCUACUCUGCCGAAUAUUAUGAAAGCCAAGAAGAAGCCGAUUAAAAAAGUCACUCCAAAAGAUUUGCAAGUUGACACUGCGGCGAGAAUUGACGUCGUAUCGGUUGAAGAACCCCCAGUCAGGCAAGCCGGGUCCAUCUUACCCGACGUUGAUGCUCUUGUUGGAAAACUCAAAGAAGCUGGUCAUAUUUAAGUACUGAAAAUAAUACAGUACAAUCUGGUUAUAAGUAAUCGCUUAGUUCUCUGCAUAUGUGUACCAAGUGUUUAGCAUUAAUUAAAACUCAACGACUGGAUACUUGCAUGCAUGUUGAUGUAAAUCUGCAGCCGUAAACUGAAUGUAAUUUUACAGAAAAACUUGUCGUCAAUUUGAAGUGAAACUUUCAAUCAACUUAACGUCAUUAUCUGACAGUAAAAUUUUAAGUAAAAUGGAAUUCAAGUUACAGAAAAUCUACUGUCAACUUGACUGCAACUUUUCACACUCCAACUUUUGCUGUUAAGUUGACUUCAGAUUCCUGCCGUAGCUUGAAGUUAACUUGCAGUUAUGGUGGCUAUCAGGGGUACAGAAAAAAAAAUCUUAGCUGAAAGUAAAUAUUCUUGACUAAAGAAAAUUUUUUUUAAAUCUCGACUUUGAAGAAAAAUCUUGACUUUGUUCCCGAAAACGUCUUCCAAAAUAUUUUCUUGACUUAAGAUAAAUUUUUCUUCGAUGACUUAUGACCAGGUUGUACUGUAUCACAAAAUUUAUAUAAAUUGUUAGACUGCUUAGAGUUUUUAAAUAAUUAAAAUUUGAAAUUUUAUUUUUU
Molecule: messenger RNA, 1560 nt
Organism: Microplitis demolitor
Lineage: Eukaryota; Metazoa; Arthropoda; Insecta; Hymenoptera; Braconidae
Gene: Etfb
Product: electron transfer flavoprotein subunit beta
Exons: 3
Coding region: 192-953 (253 amino acids)
Cellular component (GO): cytosol
Molecular function (GO): electron transfer activity
Source: RefSeq, a predicted model, not a curated record